GAGCCCGCCAACUUGCACCUGCUCCACCUGCUCUACCUGGGUGUGGACGUGACGGCGCUGGUGGUGGAGCACGGGCCCCCGGCCAAGGGCGGGCCCCUGGGCACGGCGCCCUCGCGCCGCGUGCCCUCCGGCGGCGGCGGCUCCGCGCCGCUGCCCAGCAGCCUGGCCGGGGGCGGCGCACCGCGAGCGGCGGCCGGGGCGGCCGGGGGCCUCGUCCCGGCCGAGUACUGGGAGAGCUACGGCGAGCGCCGUGGGCCUGGGCCUCCCAUGGGUCUGGGCCUCCCAGACGGGGGUCAGAGCCGGACAUGA
Messenger RNA from Prorocentrum cordatum, 309 nucleotides. Lineage: Eukaryota; Dinophyceae; Prorocentrales; Prorocentraceae. The record is from the annotation of a GenBank genome assembly.